AUGAACUUGAUAUCCCCUCUAUUGCUGGUUAUAGCUCUAGCCUAUGCCGAAGACCCAGUCUAUAAGGCAGACAGUCUUCUUGAACAUGCCAUGUUCCAAAGUGGCGAGAACCUUGGACUUCAACUGGGCUCUCCUGCCAGUGUAGUAACUGUUUAUGUGACUCGUACUGAAACACUUACUGUUACCGAGGCUCCCUGGACUACUACUACGAGCUCCUUAAGUCAUCACACAAAAACUGAAGACUCUACCUUAACUUGGUCCCUUGAAUCACCUCUGAGUUCAGUUAAAAACUCAACUGAUUGCCCUGAAGACCAACCAAAGACUUUAGUUGGAUCUACUACCGGACAAUGGAUUGAAACCACAACUCCUUAUCCCACUCAUUCUAGUGAACAUCUUAUUUCCAGUAAAACUGGUUACUCUACCGAUCUUACAUCUACUUAUUCCAGUAUUCACUCAACUGAACCUCCUUCAUUGUCUCACCCAAAAAAGACAUACACUGAGGAGACCUUUACUGAAACUCAUACUAGCCAUGGAUCAUAUUCUUCAGCUUCAUCUUCUAUAUAUAAGAAUGACCAAGUCCCCAAGAAUUCUACAGCUCCAUGGUCUUACCAGGUGCGUCCUACACCCGUUGUUGUAGACGAGGACUUCCCAGAUCUCUUAGAUGUGCCCAACUCAGCUAAUCCACCAACUUCCUUUAGAUUGGUUUCUCUGCUAGGACUACCGUUGAUUCUGGCAAUUGGUCUUUUAACCCUUUAG
Messenger RNA from Komagataella phaffii GS115, 756 nucleotides. RefSeq lists its product as uncharacterized. The record is from RefSeq and is a predicted model, not a curated record. Lineage: Eukaryota; Fungi; Ascomycota; Pichiomycetes; Pichiales; Pichiaceae. The coding region runs from base 1 to 756 and encodes 251 amino acids. The transcript has a single exon.